Molecule: messenger RNA, 259 nt
Organism: Oppiella nova
Lineage: Eukaryota; Metazoa; Arthropoda; Arachnida; Sarcoptiformes; Oppiidae
Source: the annotation of a GenBank genome assembly
GUUUUUCAUGACAAUUGCCGAGUAUUACAAUAUAACAUACGAUGUCAUCAAUAAUAACGGUGUUUGGGGCGUAAGUUCUAUCAAUAAUACGUGGAAUGGGAUGAUCGGUAUGCUUCAGUCAAAGAGUGCUGAUAUCGCAUCUUGUUUAUUUAUGACAAAUGACAGGCAAAAUGUCAUUGAUUACACCUAUCCAUGUUAUAGUGAAUAUAUUACAUUCACUUCUCCUAUGCCUACGAUAACACAUUUCGAUAAUUUAUUA